This is a messenger RNA of Octopus sinensis (East Asian common octopus), 2901 nucleotides long. Its product is annotated as GATOR complex protein WDR24. The record is from RefSeq and is a predicted model, not a curated record. The coding region runs from base 178 to 2604 and encodes 808 amino acids. The transcript is spliced from 18 exons. Gene Ontology annotation, molecular function: protein binding. Lineage: Eukaryota; Metazoa; Mollusca; Cephalopoda; Octopoda; Octopodidae. Gene Ontology annotation, biological process: positive regulation of TOR signaling.
GGGAAAUAAAUAACGUCACACCGGUAAAAGGUCACAUGUGUAAAGCAAUUCUUGUUUUCGUUUAGAAUCGAAAAAAAGGAAGAAUUUUUGUUUCUCUUUUGCGAAUCUCUGCCACAAAAGAAAGCAACCAAAAGGAAAUAUCCUUAACCUUCACGAAAGAACAUUUGUUCCGGGUGGAUGGAUUUGGAGACUGUUGGCAGCUUUCGAAAGAUGGAGACAGAGAAAGUGAGAGAGCAUUCUGCCAUAUCCAUCCAACAUUGUGUUCAAGAACAAAUUAAUGCCAUAGCCCUUAAUAAAGAUGCUAAUCAGGUUGUUAUUGCAGGACGUCAAGUAUUCAAAAUAUUUUCAAUUGGAGAAGAGAAUUUUGAAGAAAAGGCCAACUUUCGAGUUGGUAAGAACAUCACCUUAAACUACAGUGCUGCAGACGUUACCUGGAAUCAUAAUGAAGAAAACAAGAUAGCUUCCGCGGCAACCAAUAGUUCUGUUGUAGUUUGGGAUUUACAGAAAUCCUCCCGUUCUAAGCUCUAUCAUGUUUAUAUGUCACACAAGAGAACUGUUCACAGAGUUACUUUUCAUAACAAAGAACCUUCCCUUCUCCUCAGUGGUUCUCAAGAUGGAGAUAUGAAAAUAUUCGACAUCAGACGGAAAGAUGUGAGCACAACAUUUUCAGCCAAAGAAAGUGUUCGUGAUGUUCAGUUUUGUCCACAGAGUUCGGGAUAUUUCCGCUUUGCUGCCGGAUUGGAAAAUGGCAUUGUUCAGGAAUGGGAUAUUCGACGUCCAGAUCGUCCUGAUAGAGAGAUAACAGCUCAUACAGGACCAGUGUUCACACUGGACUGGAACCCUAUGGACAAAAACUGGCUUGCCACCGGUGGAAGAGAUAGAGCUAUAAAAGUGUGGGAUAUGCCUACAAAGAAACUCGUUCACGUUGUACAUACCAUGGCCUCAGUAGCUAGGUGUAAGUGGCGACCUGACUACAAAUAUCUUAUAGCUAGCAGUUCCCUCCUUGUGGAUUUUGCUGUCAAUAUUUGGGACAUUCGUCGACCGUACAUUCCCCUGGCUGCCUUUAACAGACACAAAGAUGUGGCUUCUGGUAUUCAGUGGAGAAACAGUCCCAACAUCCUCCUCAGCUGUGGUCGUGAUGGCUAUUUGUGCCAAAAUAUUUUUAAAGAGGCUCAACGCCCACUUGAACACAUUAAUCGUGUUGGAGUGAACAUAAGUAAAAACGGUGAUGUAGCUCAGGCUGUGUGUGAACAUUUGUUGAAACCAUAUCGAGAUCAAAUGUCGGAAAUACACGAACCUACCAAUCAGUUCUACUUUGAUGAAGCUUCUACCUCUUCGCCAAGUUCUGUCUGCCAAAUUCUACAGACUGUUGAGCCUUACAUGUGGGCCAAGAGCAACCUUUAUUUAUUUCUAUCCGAUUCUUCCCCAGAUCUUUCUAUGGACUGGUUUAUUAAUACUGCUAAUAUGUACAAACUUAAUGGUAAAUCUUUUGAAGAAAUCUGUGACCAUAAUGCUUCCGUUGCUCAAAGACUAAAUAGAAAACAGGUGUACCUUACUUGGAUGAUUUUAAAGACAUUGUAUUCCUGUACUUCUCCAAGUAACCUGACUCCACCAUACCACUCCGGUCCAGGAUAUUCUGCCCUUAGUGAUAAACCUGAUAUGGAGAAGAUUGGGAAAAUUGCUGAUGCAACUCCUGAGAAAAGUUGCGAAGUGGAAAAAGAUAAUCCACUGGGAGAGAACACCUCAGGAUGCAGUGAAGAAGAAUCUGACCCAGAAAAUGAAGUUCAAGAAAAAAAUUUAGCAAACAUUGCCACUGGUUUAGCCAGUCAGACAGGAGACUUUUUCUUUGGUGAAGGGGACACAGAUUUCUCUUAUGACCUCGAAGAUGCUGACAGUGUACUUCAUGAUAAACAUGAUUGGUCUCUUCCAGCAGAAGCCUUCCAACCUCGUCAUGAGCUUGAGUUUAGCAACGCGCCACCAGUGCCUCCACCCCACUAUUCACCCGCAAACGACAGUGAUGGCAAUUCAUUUCAAGCCACAAGUUAUAACCAUAAAGAGACAAUCAGUAAUGGCGCCGCAGUGAACGAUCUCUACAUCAACGUGAAACUCCCCAUUAUACCACAGUGGGACUGUAGCUCCCUGGUUAAGGAUAUGCUUGUUGCUUAUGCUGAAGAAGACAUUCAGUCAACCGUUUCUAUGUUGAUUGUCCUGGGGGAUCGCAUCCAGUCAGAAAUUGAUCUGGAAGUGCGGACAAGUUGGUUCCUAGCCUAUAUUGAAUUAUUAGGACAAUUCAAACAAUGGUCAGUUAUUGCUGAUGUGAUUAAACUUAGUAAAAUCCCUGAAGUUUCCAUGUUAAACCAACAGUCUUCAAAUAUCCUCACCAUGUGUCACAGAUGUAACAAAACACUGACCAACUGCAGUUGGUUUUGUAGCAAAUGUCGAACAAUUGUUGGUGUGUGUGGUGUGUGCUAUCAACCUGUCAAACGACUUUAUGUUUGGUGCCAGGGCUGCUCCCAUGGUGGCCACCUCCAACACAUCAUGGAGUGGUUUCAAAAGAAUAAACAAUGUCCCCGAGGCUGUGGACAUUAUUGUGAAUAUUCUUGAACUUUAAAAAUUGAGGUUGAAUUAUUCCAGUUUCAAAACUAUUGCUCUCACAAUUUCUUCAAGAAUUUACAGAUUAAUGAUAAAAGCAAGCCAAAAAUGUUCUUAAAUGUUUUGAAUAUGUUUUAAUAUUCAGAAACAAUAUCAAAACUACUGUCUUACGUUAAUUUCUUUUCUUAGAUUAACUUUUAAAAUUGUUUCAACUAAAAUUUAUUCUUUAUUUCUUCUGUAUUUAUUUCACCCAGUUUGUCUUUGGAUGGCUGAAUGUUUUUCAAUCAAGAUAAAUCAAUUAUUUUUGUA